AUGAGUGGUGGGUUGGCCCCAAGUAAAAGCACAGUGUAUGUAUCCAACUUGCCCUUUUCACCGACCAACAAUGACUUAUACCAGAUAUUUUCCAAGUAUGGCAAAGUUGUAAAGGUUACUAUAAUGAAAGAUAAAGAUACCAGGAAGAGUAAAGGGGUUGCAUUUAUUUUAUUUUUGGAUAAAGACUCUGCACAAAACUGUACCAAGGCAAUAAACAACAAACAGCUAUUCGGCAGAGAGAUCCACGCGAGCACCGCCAUUGACAACGUAAGAGCCGCCGAGUUCAUCCGGCACUGCAGCUACUUCGACAAAUCCAAGUGUUACGAAUGCGGGGAAAGUGGUCACUUAAGUUAUGCCUGUCCUAAAAAUACGCUUGGAGAACGUGAGCCUCCAAAGAAGAAAGAGAAAAAGUAGAAGAAGAAAAUUCCUAAAUGAGAAGAAGAAGUUGAAGAAGUAGAAGAAGUAGAAGAAGAAGGGGAAGAUCCUGCUCUUGACAGCCUCAGUCAGGCCAUAGCUUUCCAGCAAGCCAAAACUGAAGAAGAACAAAAUAAAUGGAAACCCAGUCCAGGGGCUCCCUCAACAUCAGAUGAUUCAAGAUGCCUGAGGAUAAAGAAAAGCACAUAUUUCAGUGAUGAGGAAGAACUGAGUGAUUAAAAUUUUAUUUAUUAUGUAAAUAUCAUUAAACAUUUUUUUAAAUCUUGGAAUAUCAAGUUCAGUUGAGAUUAAAGGUUACUCUUAGAACUUGAGCAUAAGAACACUUAGUACCAAGUCGUUUUUCACUAAAAAAUAGUUGAUAGGGAAUUGAAAAAAAUUUUAAAGCAUCAUGUUUUAUCUUGCUUUAGCAGAGUAGUGAAAAAAUCAAGAUUUGCCAAUAACCAUUAAUAUUGAAAACAGUUCAUUUGACUAUAAAAGAGUACUUAAUACCAUCAUAAUACUAUUGUCAUCCCAAGAAAAAAGGUGUUAAAGAGACUUGCUAGAGAAGUUCAUUGUAAAAGUUUAUUCAUGUCUGAUUGUUUACACUAGGACUUUUGAAAUACAUUUUAUCUUUAAAACUAAAAUUUCAGAAAGGCUGAAAAGUUGAAUAAUUUACUGCUUAUUAAAUGUUAAUAAAAUUUUCAAGAGAAAAAAAA
Messenger RNA from Manis pentadactyla (Chinese pangolin), 1130 nucleotides. RefSeq names its product zinc finger CCHC-type and RNA-binding motif-containing protein 1-like. Gene Ontology annotation, cellular component: U12-type spliceosomal complex. The record is from RefSeq and is a predicted model, not a curated record. Gene Ontology annotation, biological process: mRNA splicing, via spliceosome. Gene Ontology annotation, molecular function: RNA binding; zinc ion binding. The transcript has a single exon. NCBI's taxonomy places the organism in Eukaryota, Metazoa, Chordata, Mammalia, Pholidota, Manidae.